ACGCCUGAUGAGGAAAUGAGAGCAUAGAGCUGAUGUGCAUCCUGUUCAGAGGGACAACAGACAGAUACAGACUCCAGACACAGUGAGGACACACAGACGCUUCACUGUAGAGACUCUGGUCAGCUGGGUGAGGAUGAAGAUGAAGAGCACGCAGCUUUUUGUUCCUAUGAUGAUGGUUAUCAUGAUAACUAUUGUUCCAAAAACAACUACCAUCACUACAAGUUGGACUACCACCACUCCAAGACCGACUACCACCACUCCAAGACCGACUACCACCACUCCAAAACCGACUACCACCACUCCAAGACCGACUACCACCACUCGAAAAUGGACUACCACCACUCGAAGAUGGACUACCACCACUCAAUGGACAACAGGUCAUCCUGCAGUAAAUUUAAAUGGGAAGAUGGUCACUUUGUCUUAUAAUGGAGGAGGGAUAUCCUUCUAUCCCCCAAAUUAUUCUCCUCAGCCUUCUGCCUGGCCCUCCACUCCUUCCUACACCACCACCUACCCUUUCUCAACCACUCCGCCUUCGACCAGAGGUUUGUCCAUGUGUCUGCGUUACCUCUCUGACUACAUGCCAACCAGUUACCCCCCAACCUUCAUAGUCAGUCCACGCAGCAGUCACCCUCUGACUCUGCGAUUCAGAACGACUUCAUAUGAAGUGUCCUUUGAUAGGUACGGUUACACCAACCUGUACUUGUCACCCCGCAUAAAACUCCUGCCAGGAGUUGCACCGGACAUCUGGACCAGAGUCUGCCUCACCAUAGACUCCAUGAAGAAUGUGGCCCAGAUGUUCAGCGGCUCCUACAUGAGCAUCAGGAAGAUGCUGAAUGAUCGGUACUCAUGGACAAGUGAGCCAGUGAUCGCGGUUUCAGGUUUUGAUGGUCAGGUCACUGACGUCCAGAUGUGGGAUUAUCCUCUGAGCUACAGAGAAGUCACUGACUACAUGAACGGUGGCGUCUACAGGCUGUACCGCGGCUCCGUCCUCAGCUGGUCCUACAUCAACUACUCUCUCAGUGGAAAUGUGCUAUUGGAGGACGUCUAUGAGAUCCAGGCGAAACAGCCAGUGAGCAGGAGGGGGAGAGGGCGUCGGCCGAAGGGAGAGAACAAGACCAGGAGGGUUUUCAAUGUGGGGGAAAGUAAAAGCAGAGAGCGACAGCAGCUUUAAUGAAACAUACAGGAGCAUGUGCAGGAAAAUCCUCAUUUAAUCAUUUAAUGAUCCAAAACUCAACUUGAAUCAGCAAACAACAACUCAUCAACAAGUAAUAAUUAAUAUGAAAUAUAAUUAAAACGUUAUUGAUUUGAUAAAAGUAUGAUUAUUUUUUACAAGACAAACUAGUCUCACUUUAACACUUUAAGCUAAUUAAAGCUAAUUUUUACAAGCACCUUUGACUUUUUAUUGUUCUCUGUGUAUUUGUUUUAAUUUUUAUAUUGUUAAAAAAAACAAUAAAGAGACGGCUCACAGAAUUUUGUUAUUGUUUGUCAGAUUUAUGUAACAUGCAGCUUGGACAGAGAGGUAUUAUUAAAAUUUCUGAUCUGUUCUGAUAAUGUAUGUAUAAUUACUGUAUGUAUUAGAAACAGACCAUCUUACAGGCCAUGGGCGGACAUCUAACUUGUAUCAAUUAAUUAUGGAUAAAGCAAAAUAAUCCUCAAUCAGCAAAAGAUUAUUUAAUCCAACAAUCUAAAUAUUAACAUCUCAGAAAGAGAUUGAGAGCUGAUAUACUAUGACACCCAAUAUCAGACUAUCAAUACUAGAAACUAGCUGAUCAAAGACUUUUCUUUGGAAGCCAAGACGAUUUAAGAGAAUAAGAGAACACACUGAAAUUUAAGCUCUCUCUUUAAUGACAUAUAAUAACCACCAUGGUCAAAUUAAUGUCAGCUGUUACCAUCACUUCAGCAAAACAGGAAACAAUUUUUGAAAAUACAAUCAAGUACAGUGGACUCACCAGAACCUAAAAAAAAAAAAAAAAA
Seriola dumerili (greater amberjack) is the source of this 1974-nucleotide messenger RNA. Its product is annotated as cell wall integrity and stress response component 4-like. The coding region runs from base 134 to 1171 and encodes 345 amino acids. The transcript has 5 exons. Lineage: Eukaryota; Metazoa; Chordata; Actinopteri; Carangiformes; Carangidae. The record is from RefSeq and is a predicted model, not a curated record.